UUGUAGCCAGCUGGGAGCUAAUGAGUAGGGUUAAGGAGAUCUCACCUGGCAGCGUAAAGACGAUUAAAAACGAUUUUUCCUGUUAUAUCAGGCAAGACUUGUCAAGUGGGUCAGACAUGUCUGCGACUGCGACCAGCGACAGCCGCCCAGGUGGCCCCGAGAGUGACGCAAAGUCCUCACAGACAAGCGCAACAACGGAGUACUGCGCAGAGUUGCAGCGGUGGAUGUGGCAGUAUCACUGGGGUCACGCCAGCUGGCAGAGCUGGUUGGCUCUGUCCGCCUUCCCCUUCACCCCUCCGUGUGGUUACCCCACGCCGGGGACAAGCGAGCAGACUCCGGGUACUCCUGCGUCGACCUCCGGCAGCGGGCAGCAGGCUUUUGACGCUCUGAGCCGGUACAGUUACCCGUACCCCGUCGGUUUCCCUGCGUCCUACCCUCACCCAGGUGGCCCCCACACGGAGCAGACCUCAGCUACGGAUGCCCGGACAGCCCAGCUGCAGAACGGGAAUCCACCUCAGCCAGGUCGGGAGUACACCAUCCCCUCUCCUCUCCAGAGGUUCCUAGCUGAGACAGUGGACUUCUUUAUCCUGUUUUGUGUGAAAGCCACCAUUGUGCUGUGGAUCAUGCAUCUGAGUGGAAUGAAGGACAUCGCCAAAUUCAUCACCCACUUCAUUGUGGAGGAGAUAGACGAGAACACGUCCAUGGAGGACCUGCAGAAGAUGAUGGCUGUAGCUCUGGUCUACAGGGUGCUGGUCUGCGUCUACGAGACCAUUUGUAUUUGGGGUGCUGGUGGUGCCACACCAGGGAAGUUCCUGCUCGGCCUGCGGGUGGUGACGUGUGACACAUCCACUCUGGUCCGACCAAACAGAGUCCUUGUAGUCCCAGCAUCCAAAGUCUCCCUCUCUGCCUCUACAGUGCGGGCCCUUAAUAAGAACUUCUCCAUUGCGUUCCUCUUUCCCGUCUUCAUCACGCUCCUCUUCUUCCAGCACAACAGGACUGUGUAUGACAUUGUGGCAGGGACCAUUGUUGUCCAGCGCAGAGGGGGCAGAUAGCCUCUCUUCAGGCAGCAGACUCUCUUACACUUGACCGGUUUAAUGAAAAAGGUGCUACAGGCCCAUGGGUGCUGAGUGUCUUAAAGUUAAACCAGUCACAAAUGAACUACUGUUGAGAGAGAGAAAAGCGAUGCACUGGCCCAUUUUUCUUCACUGGAUCAAACAAGGACUUAAACUGCACUUUAAAAUAUGAUGCAUACGGGUUUAGGCCUGGUUUCGUUGGAUUCAAAAGAAUCCAGCUUUACAUCUUUUGGUGUUGGAUUUUUAUUUGUUUUACCACUGAAUCAACAAAUAAGCUGUCAGAAAACCCUCUAAAGUAUUGUGAUUUUUGAUAAGUGCAAAAUAUGUUCAGCUGAAAAGGGUGCGGUCCUGUUUCGGGGAUAUCUCGAGACUUUUCAUCAUGAUUUUAAUCUGUAUAAUAUAUAUAUGCUCUGUCAUAAUAUCCUGCUUAUUUAUUUUUGCGAAGCUCAAAGUCCUUUUGUGUAGAACUCAUUCUUCUUCUUUUACAAACAGAAACAUAUGACAUCAGAACAAUUUUACACAUUUUUAUAAUCACAACAGUUUUACACAUAAGGGCUUUAAAUUAAGAGUAAACAUUAUUGGGUUCUAUAAACAGCAUUUUCUUAUAUGCAUUGUUCUUUUCUUUAAGGUAAUAAUAGUGAAUUAAAUAUUUGGUUUGCUAAUGGUUCUUCAUUUUGCAUUUUAAUUAUUGUUAGGCACUCAGACUGAAGAAAAAAAUAAUGCCUGGCUUAUUUGUUUCCAUUCUUUGUGCCUUUUAGAUAUUCUGCUGAACAAGUAUUGUUUUGUUAUUUGAAAUGUGACUAUUUUUUUUUCUCCCUGGUGUAUGAGGUUCAAACAGAAGAAAUUGUGUUUGUGAAUUCCCUGCUCAUACUUUCUGUCUUUAGACUUGUAAUUCUUGUGACUCAGGGCAACUGUUUUGCAUAACAGAACCACUGAUUGUAUGAACUGCACUAUUGAAUGGCACUGCUCAUGAUUUCUCCUUAAUAUGCAUUAUGUAAAACUCUUCUGGUGUCAAUCAUUGUCAAUGAUUUAUUCUCAUGCUAAAAUGUUAGCGAGGCAGUCCAGUUCAACGUUUAGUUAAAUCCACAGUAUGGCUACUGAUUAAUAUACUGGCACAUGAUUUAUGUGAAAUGUUGAGGCUGCAAUCGUAUUUGGUACAUGGUCUCAAAUAUCCAUGUCUUGAAAGACAAUCUAAUUCAAAUAUUUGAUCAAAAAACUAAUCGUUUUGCACACAAUAUCACCGUAUACCAGGCACAUUUUGAUAAAAGCUAAGCAAAACAAAAAAAACACCUGUCGAUCUAGCAUUUACAAAAUGACACCGAAUACCACAGGAAGUUUUUGAAGAUUA
Anoplopoma fimbria (sablefish) is the source of this 2421-nucleotide messenger RNA. RefSeq names its product family with sequence similarity 8 member A1a (gene fam8a1a). Bases 21 to 1052 code for a protein of 343 amino acids. The record is from RefSeq and is a predicted model, not a curated record. The transcript is spliced from 5 exons. Lineage: Eukaryota; Metazoa; Chordata; Actinopteri; Perciformes; Anoplopomatidae.